Candidula unifasciata is the source of this 798-nucleotide messenger RNA. The record is from the annotation of a GenBank genome assembly. NCBI's taxonomy places the organism in Eukaryota, Metazoa, Mollusca, Gastropoda, Stylommatophora, Geomitridae.
AUGAUACGAGUAGUCUGGGCAAGUCACACUGAAGCAUUACAUCAGAAAUUGUAUCAUAAAAUCAGCAGGUUUAAUAAUAAUAAUAUCAGCUUUCGAGCAGUAUUGCUUGUCGUAUACGUUUGUGUGUUGUUGUUUUCUUCGAGUCUCACUCUCACUAAGACAGAUGCAGACAGCAAGUUCAAGUACCACCAAGAAAUAGAAGUCUGUGACUCAGAAUAUCAUAGUAAUAAUAGUCAGGUACGAUCACAUUACUGUUCAGUUUCUGGCACGGAAUCACCAGUUCUAGAGACACAACCUUUGAGCACUCAUCGUUCCCUUUGCCAGUUCAAACAAUCACAGCCUGAUCACAAUCUUAACGAUUGUGAAGAAAGGAAUACCAUCACAUCCAGGAUGACGUCGACAGUUGCUGAACAUCAAGCGUUAAAUUCUGUGGAAGGAGAUGUUUUUUGCUCACAGUUGCCAGAACACAUGUCAGUCCAUGCUGCACAUAUCACAGAAGUACACAAUGUCCCGAUGAAAGUGCUUAUCCGACCGAUUCCUUCAGUUCUUGAUGAGGUCAAAGUUUCCUCUUUGAUGGAAACUAUCCAGAAUCCUGAAACAGUGGAUAAGGUUCCACCAAUCGACAUCUUGUGGGUCAAAGGUCGAGAAGGGGGAGACUAUUAUUACUCAUUUGGUGGUUGUCACAGAUAUGAAGCAUACAAACGACUAAAAAGGGAGACAAUUCCUUGCAAAAUAUUCAAGUCUACUGUUGAUGAUCUGAAAAGUUAUUUAGGUGGCUCAACUCCUGAUUUAUUAUAA